Lactuca sativa (garden lettuce) is the source of this 717-nucleotide messenger RNA. RefSeq lists its product as uncharacterized. Gene Ontology annotation, biological process: translation. Gene Ontology annotation, molecular function: structural constituent of ribosome; large ribosomal subunit rRNA binding. Gene Ontology annotation, cellular component: ribosome; large ribosomal subunit. NCBI's taxonomy places the organism in Eukaryota, Viridiplantae, Streptophyta, Magnoliopsida, Asterales, Asteraceae. The record is from RefSeq and is a predicted model, not a curated record.
UUCACACUCCACAACAAGCACAUACAUCAUUCUCAUUCUGUUAUCCUUCUCUUUUAAUUUCUUCAUCUCGUAGUUUAGCGUUUAGGUUUUUUCGUUUUACUGUUCCAAUUUUUAUGUUCUUGUUCGGGUUGUAGUUAAAUGGCGUCCCUGAAGGAAAUUCUAACGCGUCGGCCAGUGGCGGCGACAGUCCGUCUCACCAUCCCAGCCGGCGGAGCAAGACCUGGACCACCGGUAGGUCCGGCUGUAGGUCAGUACAAAGUUAACCUAAUGGCGUUCUGCAAGGACUUCAACGCUCGCACACAGAAAUACAAAUCGGAAGCUCCAAUCGCUGCUACUGUGACUGUUUUCAAAGACAAUACUUUUGAAUUGAGCGUUCGUUCUCCUUCAGUCACCUGGUUUCUAAAAAAAGCCGCUGGAAUUGACUCCGGGAGUGGACGUGCAGGUCAUGUUGUUGCAUCAACCCUAACCCUAAAACACAUCUAUGAAAUCGCAAAGGUGAAGCAAGCAGAUCCGUAUUGUCAGUACAUGUCCUUGGAGGCGAUUUCAAAAUCAAUUAUAGGUACAGCUAAAUCUAUGGGGAUUAAGGUUGAAAAGGAGUUGGAUUGAUGAUGAAUCUUGAAAUCUUGAUUAAUGAAUGUUAGAUUUUUGUAGACUGGUGUACUUGAGAUGAUAUCUGGAUUUGAGUAUUUGAAAAUUGCUUUGAAAAACUGCAUAAAA